Formica exsecta is the source of this 4550-nucleotide messenger RNA. RefSeq lists its product as uncharacterized. The transcript has 16 exons. Gene Ontology annotation, molecular function: RNA binding. The record is from RefSeq and is a predicted model, not a curated record. NCBI's taxonomy places the organism in Eukaryota, Metazoa, Arthropoda, Insecta, Hymenoptera, Formicidae. Bases 286 to 4173 code for a protein of 1295 amino acids.
UAAAGGAAAGAGAGAAAGAAAGAAAGAGAUACAUAUAGAAAAAGAGAGCGGCGCUGGCCUAAAAAGGACGAAUGCUUGUUGAAGAAAGAAAAAAAGAAACGCUGAGCCAAUCAUUCUUCGUUAAUCGCACUCUCUUAUCGCAAUUCUGGCGCGAGAAAGAUAUACGAAGGUAUAUAUUCGUUGUUCUUAUACAUCACUACGUUCGCAACGACCGUAACUGCAGGAUCGAAAAUAUUUUCAGUUAGGAUCAGGUGAGACAAUUUUGCAAACGUUUUGCAAGACGAUAUGGCGUAUUUUGAUGCCGAUAUGGAUGCCGAGCCGAUCUUUGAUAGGAUGGAUACAGAGUACACGAUAUAUGUGAAAAAUUUGCCAUCAGAGUUAGAUGAGGUUGCUAUUAAAGAAGUUUUUAAUCAGUAUGGUAAAAUUAUUGGAAUGUUGUAUCCUCAUAAUGCCACAUGGGCUUGUAUUACAUAUAAAUCAUAUCGUGAAGCGGAACAAGCUAUACGGGAACUCAAUAAUAAAAAACCAUUAUAUUUAAAAGUUGCACUUGCAAAAGAAAGAUCUGUUAUAAGGGAGGACAAAUUGCCAAAAUCAUAUGUAUCAGAAGCUUCUGGAGGAAGACCAAGAGCAAUAGAUACUGUUGUAGAACUACCUGUGUCUACUCGCAAUGAUAUGAGACACCAAAAUGGUGUGGGUCGUGGCCAAACACUGAAUGCGCUUCGUAAGCAUUUUGUACCACAAAUGACAUUGUCAGAUAGAUAUGCAGAGAAUGUACCUUUAUUUUCACAAGCGUCUAAUCUUUAUGAAAUCGAGGAACCUACUGUGAACACAAAUAGAUUAUGGACAAGAGGUGUAAUAACUGUCACAGAAGAUGGACGAAGACAUGUAUCACUUGGACGUGGUUAUACACUAUAUGAAUUUCCAGAGCAGAACCCUAAGGUUGAAGAAUGCAUUGUACAUGUAUUGGAAAAACGACAUAAUGGAUUAUAUGAAUAUGGAGAGGACAAACUUAAGAAUGGAGUACAAAGGUGCCUUAUUUGUUCUAAUAAAACAAAUAAACAUUGUGAAAAAUGUAACACAUAUUAUUGUAGCAAAGUGUGUCAAGAAAGUGAUUGGCCAAGACAUCAAGUCCAAUGUCAACGGAUACCAAGAUUAGUGGAAGAACCAAUUAAUGACAUGUCGUUAUUGCAAAUUAGCAAAGAUGAAAACCAAACGAAGAUACCAUCAAUGUCAAAUAAAACAAUUACAAGUAAAACAAUUGCAUCUAAUGAGAUAAAAUUACGGCGACCUAAUGCAUCUAAUGCAAUGCAGGCAGAGAAUCCAAACAGCACAAAUGCAAAUAUUAAUAUGCAUAAGAAUAAUGUGGAUAUUACAAACUGUUCUACCAAUAGUGAUAUUAACAGUCAGGAUAAACAUAUGUCUAUUCAUGAUAAUAAUACUAAUAUAUCUCACACUGAAACAAUAGAUCAACAAACCUUAAGUACAAUGAAUACUAAAGAUUUUUCUAAACAAAAUCAGUUGCACAGAUAUAAUAAUAUUAAGGACAAUACUGAAAAGUCAAGAAGAAAUGAUGGAUAUUCUUCGACAACAUCUAAUUUCACUAACCAAAAUCAUAGUCACAAUCAUCAAAAUGGUGCUAUAAAGAAGACUAAUCCUCAUAAAGAAAAAUUCGAUAAUAGCAAUUUAAGAAGCAAAAGUUCCAAUAAUGAUAGAAGUCAAUCUUACCAAAAGAAUGAAUUGCAGAAUGACAGAAAAUCUACUGCUUACAACGACAGAGAAAUUGUCGAUAGACAAGGAAGUAGCUCGAGCAAUAGUAUUGCGAUGGACGACGAUCUAGCUUUUUAUAAGAAUAUGUAUUUAUCAAAAACAGAAUUCACAGAAGUAGAAAUUUUAAUACCAUUGAACAAUGGCGAAUAUUGGAUAUCCACAUUAAAAGAUUUGGAGACGUGCACGAAACUAAUGACGGAGUUACAAAGUGUUGCAAAAAAAUCACGUAACGUGCAACCGAUUAUCGGUAAUAUUUAUGGCGUACUUUACGAAACACUUUGGCACAGAGCUAUGAUAAUAUCCCUGAAUCCUGUAAAAGUUCAUUUUAUCGAUUAUGGUAACGAUGAAAUACUACAAAAAGAUGCUGAGAUCAGAGAUAUAUCAGAUAUAAUUAAAGUUCCUAAUCUUGCUAGAAAAAUUCGCUUGACAUCAGCCACAAAUGAAAAGUACAGAGAUUUCCAAUAUGGCGAGAGAAUCUUUGUUAAAAUGUUAUCCAUAGAUGCUGAGAAAACGAUAAUAGUAGAUGUGAAAGAGCAAUCGAGAAAAUUAUCUUUACAUAUGGAAAAUGCUUCAAAUAUGAAUACUACAAUGGAGAAAUCUAUACGACAAGAAAACUUAAAAGUAUCAAAUGAAAAUAUAAAGGCUUCCAUGGCUCAGACACCACCUACUAUCUUAGAUGGUUUCGCUGAUUUGUUCAGCAAAAAAGCGAUUCCGGAAUUAGAAUUUGUGGGUUUCAUUCAAAUUUACGAAUCUGUCCAAGAGAAUGUCUAUAAUGCAACUUUGGGCCCCCAAGAUUUUACUGCUGAAAUCGAGGCGAUUUUCAAUGAGUUGCAAGAGGAGUGCAUGAAAACACAAGAAUCUGUGCAUUAUAUUCCACGAGUAGAAGAUUUGAUUUGUGGUGAAGGGAAGGAUGCCUGGUGUAGGGGAUAUAUCUUACCAUCUUCGACAUCAUCCGAUUUACAUAUUAUUGCAAUAGAUGAAGCUAAAUAUAUGAGUGUAAAUAAAAUUUUACCAUGUCCUAAAAGAUUCUUAAAUAUUCAUGCUACUGGAGUAAUAUGUGAAGUAAGCCAUCCUAACAAAUUGACAGCGGGAGAAAUAUAUCAAUUCACAACAAUCAUGAAUGAACAAAACCACAAGCAAGAAAAUCUCAAAAUAAAAAUAUUUAAGGAGUCUGAAUUUGUAUGUGAAGCUAUGAUGAAGUCCUGGAAAUUUAUGACAAAGUCGUCAUUUCCUGCAUUUUCCGAAAUAAAAAGUGGAUCUAAGAUAUGUUUCACCAGUUAUCGAAAUCAUUAUCAAGUAUUUGCGCGUUCUUUGGAUGAAGAGGCAAUAGAAUAUUAUAACAAUAUUAUGCAACAUGUUGCACAAUGUGCACGAACAGCACCGCGUCUAUCCGAUCCUCCAUAUAAUAAGCAAGCAGUCAUCGCGCCAUUCUCUGAUAACAAUAGUUAUCGCGCGUUGGUCAUAAACACGCAGAAUGAUAAGGCUAAAAUAGUAUAUACAGAUUUUGGAAAUGUGGAUGAUGUUGACAUAAGAGACCUUCAAGUUUUGCCAGAAACCUUGGCACUGCAACGAAGUUGUUCAGCAAAGAUAAGUUUGAAAAAUGUCCCUUCUGAAGUUUCUAUGAACACAGAAGUAGAUCUUUUCCUUCGCGAGUUGGUAGGCAACGAAACAUCCCUGAUAUGUGCAUAUGAGGGUGAUCCAUUGAAAGAUGGAGUUCAUUUGACGUUGCCUACAGGAGAAAGUGUUAACGAUAAGAUAAACCAAUUAUUGACACCAACUUGGAAACAAACGGACCAUUGUGAUAACACUUGUUACAUGAUAAACGAUGUAGAAUUUGCCAGUUUAGGACAAGUGGGUGAUAUAUUAAAUGCAUUGGUGCUACAUAUACCAAAAGAAGAUGGUGGCACAAGAUACAUGAUAGGUCCCUGCGAUAUCGAGCUGUAUACUCAUGUUACUGAAGUGAUGCCCAAAUUGUUAAGAGAAUAUUGCGAGAAAACGGAAUAUUAUAUACCUCGAGAAAAUGAAUUGUGUUUGGCACUGUAUCAGAAUGAGUGGUAUCGUGCAGAAUGCCUCAAUCCAAAAAAAUCAUAUACCACAGCUGUAGUUUUCUACAUUGAUUAUGGUAAUAUAGAAACAGUGGAACAUAAGAAUAUAAGAUUAAUGCCUAAAGAUUUCAUUACGCCUGCGGUAAUGGCAAAUGUCUGUACAGUUGUCAAUUUGGCACCUGUCGACAAUGCAGGCAAUUAUUCACCUAUCAUACGAGAAAAAAUAGCAGAAUUAAUACAAAACAAUGGAUCGGUUGUAAAAAUUAAAAUUGUGGAAAUUAUGGAGCAAGGAAUAUAUAAAAUUGAAUUGGUAGAAGUAAAAAAUACGUUAAUAGAAGAAGGUCUCAUAUCGUCUUCGUAAAAAUUUUAUUUUUUACUUGCAUAUAUUAUUAAGGAUUAUAUGAUCUUAUGCCAGGAUUAAGAUUUUAUUGUUUUUAUUUUAAAUCGUUAUAUUGAUUUAACUCCAUUGAUAUUUCUUAAUCUAUUUUAAACAGUGGACACGGUCAUAUACUCGAUUAUGCACGAGCAAUAUAUGCCUAUUUUUAUUUUGUAUUUUCAAUUUAUCAUCAUGUGUUUUGCGUUUUUAAACAAACAUUUGUUUUAUUUUCCAUGAAUACAUUCAAUAUAGUAUUUCGUUUUGUUUAUAUAAUCAUUAUCUUAUUUUUUUUUUGCUGCAGAGCUAUCUGGUUAAAUAUGAAAGAGCUUUGUAAUUUAUUAAUAAAAUAUUAAUUUUCAUAU